Molecule: messenger RNA, 17811 nt
Organism: Coregonus sp. 'balchen'
Lineage: Eukaryota; Metazoa; Chordata; Actinopteri; Salmoniformes; Salmonidae
Source: the annotation of a GenBank genome assembly
AUGGGUAAGUUCGACGAGAACGAGAGGAUAAUCCUCAACGUUGGGGGAACCCGGCACGAGACGUACAAGAACACGCUGAGGACACUGCCGGGGACUCGGCUGGCCCUUCUUGCCUCCGACUCAGACAUCGAGUCCGUUUUGGAUCAGCUGCAACAAGUCCCCGGCUUCUUAGAGUACAACACGCGGAACAACGAAUACUUUUUUGACCGCCACCCAGGGGUAUUCGCCUAUGUCCUUAACUACUAUCGAACCGGGAAACUCCAUUGCCCGGCAGAUGUUUGUGGUCCGCUGUUCGAGGAAGAGCUGUCCUUCUGGGGAAUCGAUGAGACGGACGUGGAGCCUUGCUGCUGGAUGACCUAUCGCCAGCACAGGGACGCGGAGGAGGCGCUCGAUGUGUUCGACAUAAACGUUGACAAUGGAGACGAGGACGAAGAGACGGGGAAAAGACUCGGCAUUGAGGACGUGAUUGAUCCUAAUAUCAGCCGCUGGAAAAAGUGGAGACCUGUGAUUUGGAAUCUAUUUGAGGAUCCCUAUUCUUCCAGAGCGGCAAGGGUAAGAGCGCGCGCUUGUGUGGAGAGAUCAGAUAACAGUCCAAGCACAACAAGUUAAGCCUCCUGUAGCUCAGUUGGUAGAGCAUGGCGCUUGCAACACCAGGGUUGUGGGUUCGAUUCCCAUGGGGGGCCAGUAUGAAAAAUGUAUGUACUCACUAACUCUAAGUCGCUCUGGAUAAGAGCGUCUGCUAAAUGACUAAAAUGUAAAAUGUAAGUUUCCCCGAUCCUUUUUUUUGUUGCACAGAUUCCUUCUAAUCAAAUAAAAAUUAUUACACAAAUAUAACAUACAUUAUAUAUUAUUAACAUUUUCAAUUCGAUGUAAGGGACAUAAGUUGUCUGCUUAUUCACAUUUCAGUGUGCAUCAAAGAAGAUUCAACUGUUUUCUUAAUCACCUUUUAGACUUAAAUAUAGUUGAAAUAAUUAAACUCGAUCGUUUUUCUCUUUUUCUCGAUCGUUUUACACAGGUAUGCAUUUAAACAUAAUUGUGGUGCGUAAAUACAGAUUUAAAUUAAGCUACACUACCUAUCCAAGAUAAUGAGAAACAAGUGGAAAUAUUUCACGAAUUAGAUUUCUGUUUUUGAUACCACCAAACUUGUUUUCUUUCUUCUGUCAGUUGGGUUUGUUUGAUAUUGAACGUGACGUAUGAUAGAGGGGUGAUGGAAUGGUCCAUCGCUCAACAGAAAUAGGCUGUUGUAGAACCUGUGGUUAGACACACCACCACAUUCCCAAAUUGUACCAUUUAUCUGUAAACCUAUACCAGAAACAUUACGUAUUUGGCCUUAAGCCUACUUUUACGCACAAGAUUCGGGCAGUUAUUUAUUUAAAAUGAUUAAUUAAUUUCAAAAUGUACGUUUAAAAUAUCAAUUCAUUUUAAAUGGUUACAGCAAUGGUCAGGACAUGAGCCGAAAUUCGAUCAUUGUAACAAUGUAAACACUAAAACAUGAAUUGAUUGCUUUGAUUGAAAUGCUCUUGGGCAAUUUUACAUGUUGGAGUGAGAUGUGCGCCCCAUAUUAAUAGCCUGCGUGAGAAAGUAUUUCAGAAUAUUUACCUAACGCAGAGGGCGUUAGACUAACUGUCACUUACAAUUGGCUCUUUUGCAUACUUUGUUAUCUAUCAGUUAUUUCUUGUUGAUUUAAGUCGAAUUCUAUAGGUUGCUGUCAAUCAUUUGUUAAUUGGACUCCUGGCAAAUGUGUCUUCUCUCACUGAAAUGUUAGGGUGAGCCUUGUACCUAUCAGUCCACACCUUAUCCAUGCCAACUGUAUGCUCACCUGACCAGUGCAGGACUAGUGUUUACUGGCCUGCAGUUGUUUUGCUCAAUGGGCAGUAGAUAACCAUCUCAUUGGCCGGCUGGCUAUGGAGUCAGCGCACCAGAGGCUCUUGGCCGCUGUCAUGUCACAGUGUGCGUCACAGUGUGCACCCCAUUAUUUUAGGAGACUAAAAUGACCUCCUGUCUCAUCUUCCUCCUGCCUAAACGGUCUUGUUUAUACCCAUCUCAUCUCUCACUAGCAGGAGGCCAAUUAAUAGCAUCUCCCUGGGGAGACUGUACUGUUGACAGUGCCUUGAAACAGACAGGUCUGUCUUGAGCUGGAUAGAAUAAUGAAGCCAGGGCCCGUAUCCACAAAGCUUGUCACUCGGAGUGCUGAUCUAGGAUCAGAUCCCCACUGCCCAUGUAAUAUGUUUCCAUUAUGAUAUAAAAGGCACAACUGAUCCUAAAUCCGCGCUGGGCUAAAGCCUAGCGCUACCACUUACAAUGGAACAUGGACAUGGACAUGGACGCAUACAAUAAAUCCCGCUACAACCUCCGACGAGACAUCAAACAUGCAAAAGGACAAUUUAGGAGGAAGGUGGAAUCCUAUUACACCGGCUACGAUGCUCGUCGUAUGUGGCAGGGUUUGUAGACAAUAACGGAUUACAAAGGGAAACUCAGCUAUGAGCUGCCCAGCGAUGCAGAACUCCCAAAUGAGCUAAAUGCCCUUUAUGCUUGCUUCGAGGAAUAUAACACUGUGUGAUCUCGCUCUCAGUGGCCGAUGUGAGCAAAACGUUUAAACAGGUUAACAAUCACAAGGCCGCGGGCCAGAUGGAAUACCAGGGCGCGUUCUCAAAGCAUGCACAGACCAGCUGGCAGGUGUCUUCACAGACAUUUUCAAUCCCUCCUUGUCCCAGUCUGUAAUCCCAACAUGUUUUAAGAUGACCACCAUUGUCCCUGUUCCCAAGAUCUCCAAGGUAACCUGCCUAAAUUACUAUCGCCCUGUAGCACUCACAUCUGUAAUUAUGAAGUGUUUUGAAUGGCUGGUCAUGAGACACAUCAACACCAUCCUCCCAGACACCCUAGACCCACUCCAAUUCGCAGACCGCCCCAAAAGAUCCACAGAUGACAAAAUCUCAAUUGCACUUCACACUACCCUCUCCCACCUGGACAAAAGGGGAAAUAACUAUGUGAGAAUGCUGUUCAUAGACUACAGCUCAGUGUUCAACACCAUAGUGCCCUCCAAGCUCAUCACCAAGCUAGGGCCCCUGGGACUGAACCCCUCCCUCUGCAACUGGUUCCUGGACUUCCUGACGGGCCGGCCCCAGGUGGUGAGGGUAGGCAACAACACCUACUCCACUCUGACCCUCAACACAGGGGCCCCUCAGAGGUGUGUGCUUAGUCCCCUCCUAUACUCCCUGUUUACCCACGACUGUGUGGCCGCGUACGACUCCAACACCAUCAUCAAGUUUGCUGACGACACGACGGUGGUAGGCCUGAUCACUGAUGGCGAUGAGUCAGCCUACAGGGAGGAGGUCAGAGACUUAGCAGUAUGGUGCCAGGACAAUAACCUCUCCCUCAACGUCAGUAAGACCAAGGAGCUGAUCGUGGACUAUAGAAGAAAGAGGGGAGAGCACGCCCACAUCCACAUCGACGGGGCUGUUGUGGGACGUCUCGAGAGCUUCAACUUCCUUGGCGUCCACAUCACUAAGGACUUAACAUGGUCCACACACACCCGUACAGUUGUGAAGAGGGCAUACAGCUGCAUCAUCGAGAGCAUCUUGACUGGCUGCAUCACCGCUUGGUAUGGCAAUUGCACCGCCCUUGACCGCAAAGUGCUACAAAGGGUGGUGCGGACAGCCCAAUACAUCACUGGGGCCGAGCUCCCUGCCAUCCAGGACCUCUAUAUCAGGCGGUGUCAGAGAAAGGCCCGAAAAAUUGCCAAAGACUCCCAAGCCAUAGACUGUUCACUCUGGUACUGUCCGGCUAACGGUACCGGAGCAUUGGCUCUCGGACAAACAGGCUCAGAGACAGCUUCUACCCCAAAGCCAUAAGACUGCUAAAUAGCCAGAUUGCUAAAUAGUAAAUUAAUGGUAACCGAACUAUCUGCACUGACUUUAUCUUGCACCUAUCUUGCACUUUACCUAGUCACUUUACCUUGCCUUCAUGUACAUACAGUGGGGAAAAAAAGUAUUUAGUCAGCCACCAAUUGUGCAAGUUCUCCCACUUAAAAAGAUGAGAGAGGCCUGUAAUUUUCAUCAUAGGUACACGUCAACUAUGACGGACAAAAUGAGGAAAAAAAAUCCAGAAAAUCACAUUGUAGGAUUUUUAAUGAAUUUAUUUGCAAAUUAUGAUGGAAAAUAAGUAUUUGGUCAAUAACAAAAGUUUCUCAAUACUUUGUUAUAUACCCUUUGUUGGCAAUGACACAGGUCAAACAUUUUCUGUAAGUCUUCACAAGGUUUUCACACACUGUUGCUGGUAUUUUGGCCCAUUCCUCCAUGCAGAUCUCCUCUAGAGCAGUGAUGUUUUGGGGCUGUCGCUGGGCAACACGGACUUUCAACUCCCUCCAAAGAUUUUCUAUGGGGUUGAGAUCUGGAGACUGGCUAGGCCACUCCUGGACCUUGAAAUGCUUCUUACGAAGCCACUCCUUCGUUGCCCGGGCGGUGGGUUUGGGAUCAUUGUCAUGCUGAAAGACCCAGCCACGUUUCAUCUUCAAUGCCCUUGCUGAUGGAAGGAGGUUUUCACUCAAAAUCUCACGAUACAUGGCCCCAUUCAUUCUUUCCUUUACACGGAUCAGUCGUCCUGGUCCCUUUGCAGAAAAACAGCCCCAAAGCAUGAUGUUUCCACCCCCAUGCUUCACAGUAGGUAUGGUGUUCUUUGGAUGCAACUCAGCAUUCUUUGUCCUCCAAACACGACGAGUUGAGUUUUUACCAAAAAGUUAUAUUUUGGUUUCAUCUGACCAUAUGACAUUCUCCCAAUCCUCUUCUGGAUCAUCCAAAUGCACUCUAGCAAACUUCAGACGGGCCUGGACAUGUACUGGCUUAAGCAGGGGGACACGUCUGGCACUGCAGGAUUUGAGUCCCUGGUGGCGUAGUGUGCUACUGAUGGUAGGCUUUGUUACUUUGGUCCCAGCUCUCUGCAGGUCAUUCACUAGGUCCCCCCGUGUGGUUCUGGGAUUUUUGCUCACCGUUCUUGUGAUCAUUUUGACCCCACGGGGUGAGAUCUUGCGUGGAGCCCCAGAUCGAGGGAGAUUAUCAGUGGUCUUGUAUGUCUUCCAUUUCCUAAUAAUUGCUCCCACAGUUGAUUUCUUCAAACCAAGCUGCUUACCUAUUGCAGAUUCAGUCUUCCCAGCCUGGUGCAGGUCUACAAUUUUGUUUCUGGUGUCCUUUGACAGCUCUUUGGUCUUGGCCAUAGUGGAGUUUGGAGUGUGACUGUUUGAGGUUGUGGACAGGUGUCUUUUAUACUGAUAACAAGUUCAAACAGGUGCCAUUAAUACAGGUAACGAGUGGAGGACAGAGGAGCCUCUUAAAGAAGAAGUUACAGGUCUGUGAGAGCCAGACAACUUGCUUGUUUGUAGGUGACCAAAUACUUAUUUUCCACCAUAAUUUGCAAAUAAAUUCAUUAAAAAUCCUACAAUGUGAUUUUCUGGAUUUUUUUCUUCUCAAUUUUUCUGUCAUAGUUGACGUGUACCUAUGAUGAAAAUUACAGGCCUCUCUCAUCUUUUUAAGUGGGAGAACUUGCACAAUUGGUGGCUGACUAAAUACUUUUUUCCCCCACUGUAUCUACCUCAAAUACCUUAUUAUUAUCGAUCCUGAUGCCUAGUCACUUUACCCUGCCUUCAUGUACAUAUCUACCUCAAAUACCUCGUACCUCUGCACAUUGAUCUGGUACUGGUACUCCCUGUAUAUAGCUCCACAUUGAUCUGGUACUGGUACUCCCUGUAUAUAGCUCCACAUUGAUCUGGUACUGGUACUCCCUGUAUAUAGCUCCACAUUGAUCUGGUACUGGUACUCCCUGUAUAUAGCUCCACAUUGAUCUGGUACUGGUACUCCCUGUAUAUAGCUCCACAUUGAUCUGGUACUGGUACUCCCUGUAUAUAGCUCCACAUUGAUCUGGUACUGGUAUUUCCUGUAUAUAGCUCCACAUUGAUCUGGUACUGGUACUCCCUGUAUAUAGCUCCACAUUGAUCUGGUACUGGUACUCCCUGUAUAUAGCUCCACAUUGAUCUGGUACUGGUACUCCCUGUAUAUAGCUCCAUUCUUGUGUAUUUUAUUUUAUUCCUCUUGUGUUAGUUAAUAUUUUAUUUUGAAUUAUUGUUUUUAAACUCUGCAUCGUUGGGAGAGGUUCGUAAGCAAGCAUUUCACUGUAAAGUCUACACCAGUUGUAAAUCGGCGCAUGUGAUAAAUACAAUUUGAUUUGAUUUGAUCAGCACGCCUACUCUGAGACGCUUCAUGAAAGCAGGACCUGGCCGCUCAUAUGGUCAAUUAUAUACAAUCAAUAACAAUGUUAUUUAUUUAUUUGAUCCCCCUCUCUCUCCUGCACCUUGACAUAACUUGUUAAACAAAGUCUCCAUUAGAUAGCUGGCUUUGAUCCCACACCAGGAGUAUAGAGCGCACCACACAAGGAGAUAAAACGUCUGGACCAUUGAUCCAGUGAAUAAUUAAUUGUUUCCCCAACCGUCUAAUCCGAGGUUCUGUCUGCCCGCAAUCUAAAUUUUUUACGAACUGGCGAGGGGGAAGGGAGGUGUGGUCUUUGACCUUGCCCCUCGCCUUCUCCCAGUCAGUCAGUCAAUACCUAGGGAACUUUUAGCAGGCACACACACACACGCACGCACGCACACAUACACACACACACACACACACACACACACACACACACACACACACACACACACACACACACACACACACACACACACACACACACACACACACACACACACACACACACACUUCAGGAGUCAGAACGGAGUGACACGGAGAAGAAAUGACAAUCAAAGUCCCCACUCAGUCUUCAACUACAGUAUUUCUGUAAUUGCGUUCAUAGAGGUCACUCCCCCAUGGUCCUCUGAUGAUGCUCAUGGUAAUCUCUUGUCUCAGUGUGGUGGAGGAGGCUGCCUGACUGCUUCACUUUGAUGCCUAAGCCCCUCUCUCAUGUUAUUCCUGGGCUCCUGGGCUUUACUUCCCCCCCUGAGCGCUGCGAGGCUGAGAUCUCUCACCUCCCCAGACGGCAUGUGCUAGAGAACCCACAGGCUCCUAAUCCUCCCUUGACAAGGUGUUAAAGUAGAAUAAUGGGGACUUGUUCCCUUGGAAAUUAGAUGGCUGGUUGGCGUUGCUGCAACUCCAGCCGCCACCGCCGUCCACUCAGUCACUGUUAUACCAGAGAACUACUGAUGCCAGUAGGCAUUAUCUUAAAUAAAUCCCACGGAUCAGACAGUGAAAAAUGCACUUGGCUUUUCCUACUAGCACUGACUAGCACCAAGACAAGAGGGUAUGUCUAUAGCAAACACUUAACAGAGGGAACAAAUCCCCACAUCUCACAUGCCUUUCAGCAAUGACGGAUGAAUGUGAGGAUGGGUCAGAGAACACAGGCCCUGUUCAGCUGUAUUGUGGGUCAGCCCCUAUCCUGUCUUUGGAUGUUUCCUGUUACACAUAAAUGCUAAAGCUUGAGUAGUUAUCUCAAAUUGUUUUAAUUAACACUGAUGUUGCCAUUUGAGGUAGUCAUAUUAUGAAGUGCUCUCAACGCCAUCUAGAGUCUUCCGUGCCCCUCAACUUUGACCCCUGCCGUGUCCCUCAACUUUGACCUCUGCCGUGUCCCUCAACUUUGACCUCUGCCGUGCCCCUCAACUUUGACCUCUUCCGUGCCCCUCAACUUUAACCUCUUCCAUGCCCCUCAACUUUGACCUCCUCCGUGCCCCUCAACUUGGACCUCUGCUUAAACAGACCGGAAGACCACCACACCACAGUCAGGAGCUCAGUCUGGGAUUUGCUGUAGGGAGUAUAAUGUGUUUUGCACAGUGCUGCUUCUGUUUACAGGGUAGUGUGGUGCAUGGUUAUGAUGGUGAUGGUGACAAUAACAACAGUUGAUGAUACGUGUGAAUAUGGUUGCAUCCCAAAAGGCAGCCUAUUCUCUGGCACCCUAUUCCCACAGUAUAUAGGGAAUAAGGUGCCAUUUGAGAAGCACACCAUGAGUUUGUACUGUAUAUGAAGGGGCAAGAGGUACAGCUGCACAUUACGUGAGUUUCUCCUUUUCUGACAUCAUUCUACAGACAUUACAGUGUUCUAGUGCCUGUGUGCCCAGUGUUCAGCUAGAACUGGCCCUAGAAUGCCCAGAGAAUUCUGGUAGUGCUGGAAACCGAUUACUGAUUGGAGGAAAACCCUUAAAAUGAACUCUUUCAAAUUCCCCACUGCUGACGUCACAUAGCAGGCUUCAGAAUGUCAAUGUGCUCCUCCAUCUGUGAAUGCUUAUGCUAGCUGAUAACAGCAGUUGUGUGUGUGUGGGGGGGGGGGGUGUGUCCCCAGGCCUCCUGAGUGGCGCAGUGGUCUAAGGCACUGCAUCGCAGUGCUAGCUGUGCCACUAGAGAUCCUGGUUCGAAUCCAGGCUCUGUCGUAGCCGGCCGUGACCGGGAGACCCAUGGGGCGGCGCACAAUUGGCCCAGCGUCGUCCAGGGUAGGGGAGGGAAUGGCCGGCAGGGAUGUAGCUCAGUUGGUAGAGCAUGGCGUUUGCAACGCCUGGGUUGUGGGUUUGAUUCCCACGGGGGGCCAGUAUAAAAAAUAAUGUAUGCACUUACUAACUGUAAGUCGCUCUGGAUAAGAGCGUCUGCUAAAUGACGUAAAUGUAAUGUCCUACGGAUUGAUGAAUCCAUACUGUUCUCCCCAUUAUAAUAUGCCAUUUAGCAGACGCUUUUAUCCAAAGCGACUUACAGUCAUGCGUGCAUACAUUUUUUUUAAUUUAUUUUUUUGUGUAUGGGUGGUCCCGGGGUUUGAACCCACUACCUUGGCGUUACAAGCGCCGUGCUCUACCAGCUGAGCUACAGAGGACCACCCAUUCAUAUCUCCCCUUAAGCUACGCUCAGUGUCUGUGUGUGUGUGUUCUCCUGUGUUGCUAAUCGGUUUGUUUGUCUCUUCUUGUAUCUCUGUAGUUGGCCGUGGCAGGAUUGGGAUGGUAAAACAAACCAUUAUCAUUAUCAUGUUGUUUGUGCCUGUAUACAGUCACUCGAAGGCGGAGGUUCCCCUUCCGACGCCCAGACUCUGACUCUUUCCUCCGCUUUCUUUCAUUUCCCAUGAUCCCUUCAGAGACUGAAGCUUUGCUUCCUGCCACUUAAGAGGUUAAACCCACACUGUCUGGGUUGCCGCUGCCGCCCGCCCGCCGCGCACCUGGAGAUGCUCCCGACCCCGGCCCAGGCUUGCGCUCGCUCAGCCUGUUGUCAUGGCAACACGCUCGCUCAUGCUCGCUCUCUUCCUGUUUUCAUUCAGAGCUGCCCGGUCUGUGAAACCGUCAAACAUGACCCACCCCCCACCACCACCGCCGCUCCAUAAUCCUUUAUGUACUUACAUAUUGGAUGCAUAAAAGGCAUUACAUGUUUUUGAGGGCCAAUAGGGCGUUGUCUUUAUGCAUGUGUUUUUAAUAAUGUCUCCUAUAAGAUAUUCUAAAGAGCUAGGUGGAUGAAGGAGGUUUUGUUUGCCUGCUUCUUUCUGUGGCGAAUUGUCACAGCUACGUGUGUCAGAGAGAGCCUGCCUGUGUCAAUGCUGGCACAUAAUAUGCACUUUGUGCCUUUCUAUAGGCCUGUUCUGUCAUCACAAGCACCUAUAGGUCUGUUCUGCCAUUACAAGCACCUAUAGGUCUGUUCUGCCAUUACAAGCACCUAUAGGUCUGUUCUGUCAUUACAAGCACCUAUAGGUCUGUUCUGUCAUUACAAGCACCUAUAGGUCUGUUCUGUCAUUACAAGCACCUAUAGGCCUGUUCUGUCAUCACAAGCACCUAUAGGUCUGUUCUGCCAUUACAAGCACCUAUAGGCCUGUUCUGUCAUCACAAGCACCUAUAGGUCUGUUCUGUCAUUACAAGCACCUACAGUGAGGGAAGAAAGUAUUUGAUCCCCUGCUGAUUUUGUACGUUUGCCCACUGACAAAGAAAUGAUCAGUCUAUAAUUUUAAUGGUAGGUUUAUUUGAACAGUGAGAGACAGAAUAACAACAACAAAAUCCAGAAAAACGCAUGUCAAAAAUGUUAUAAAUUGAUUUGCAUUUUAAUGAGGGAAAUAAGUAUUUGACCCCGUCAAUCAGAAAGAUUUCUGGCUCCCAGGUGUCUUUUAUACAGGUAACGAGCUGAGAUUAGGGGCACACUCUUAAAGGGAAUGCUCCUAAUCUCAGUUUGCUAUCUGUAUAAAAGACACCUGUCCACAGAAGCAAUCAAUCAAUCAGAUUCCAAACUCUCCACCAUGGCCAAGACCAAAUAGCUCUCCAAGGAUGUCAGGAACAAGAUUGUAGACCUACACAAGGCUGGAAUGGGCUACAAGACCAUCGCCAAGCAGCUUGGUGAGAAGGUGACAACAGUUGGUGCGAUUAUUCGCAAAUGGAAGAAACACAAAAUAACUGUCAAUCUCCCUCGGCCUGGGGCUCCAUGCAAGAUCUCACCUCGUGGAGUUGCAAUGAUCAUGAGAACGGUGAGGAAUCAGCCCAGAACUACACAGGAGGAUCUUGUCAGUGAUCUCAAGGCAGCUGGGACCAUAGUCACCAAGAAAACAAUUGGUAACACACUACGCCGUGAAGGACUGAAAUCCUGCAGCGCCCGCAAGGUCCCCCUGCUCAAGAAAGCACAUAUACAUGCCCGUCUGAAGUUUGCCAAUGAACAUCUGAAUGAUUCAGAGGAGAACUGGGUGAAAGUGUUGUGGUCAGAUGAGACCAAAAUGGAGCUCUUUGGCAUCAACUCAACUCGCCGUGUUUGGAGGAGGAGGAAUGCUGCCUAUGACCCCAAGAACACCAUCCCCACCGUCAAACAUGGAGCUGGAAACAUUAUGCUUUGGGGGUGUUUUUCUGCUAAGGGGUCAGGACAACUUCACCGCAUCAAAGGGACGAUGGACGGGGCCAUGUACCGUCAAAUCUUGGGUGAGAACCUCCUUCCCUCAGCCAGGGCAUUGAAAAUGGGUCGUGGAUGGGUAUUCCAUGAUUACAAUGACCCAAAACACAUGGCCAAGGCAACAAACGAGUGGCUCAAGAAGAAGCACAUUAAGGUCCUGGAGUGGCCUAGCCAGUCUCCAGACCUUAAUCCCAUAGAAAAUCUGUGGAGGGAGCUGAAGGUUCGAGUUGCCAAACGUCAGCCCCGAAACCUUAAUGACUUGGAGAAGAUCUGCAUAGAGGAGUGGGACAAAAUCCCUCCUGAGAUGUGUGCAAACCUGGUGGCCAACUACAAGAAACGUCUGACCUCUGAUUGCCAACAAGAGUUUUGCCACCAAGUACUAAGUCAUGUUUUGCAGAGGGGUCAAAUACUUAUUUCCCCAUUAAAAUGCAAAUCAAUUUAUAACAUUUUUGACAUGCAUUUUUCUGGAUUUUUUUGUUGUUAUUCUGUCUCUCACUGUUCAAAUAAACCUACCAUUAUAAUUAUAGACUGAUCAUGUCUUUGUCAGUGGGCAAACGUACAAAAUCAGCAGGGGAUCAAAUACUUUUUUCCCUCACUGUAUAGGUCUGUUCUGUCAUUACAAGCACCUAUAGAUCUGUUCUGUCAUUACAAGCACCUAUAGGUCUGUUCUGUCAUUACAAGCACCUAUAGAUCUGUUCUGUCAUUACAAGCACCUAUAGGCCUGUUCUGUCAUUACAAGCACCUAUAGGUCUGUUCUGCCAUUACAAACACCUAUAGGUCUGUUCUGCCAUUACAAGCACCUAUAGGUCUGUUCUGUCUAAGUUUAGGAGUGCAAGGUAACCCGGUGAUGUGGUAACAGCUGACUGCUGUGCCCUUUGAGUGAAUUCAACCUGACGUGUAAACAGAAAUGCCUGCCUGUGCGUGGGUGGCGUCGGCACGCCGCUGGGUAUGUUUGUAGCCACUGCCAGUCACGUUAAUCUCUCCCGUCAAUCAUCCCACACUACUCUCCUUUGCAGUGUAAUAACUCACAAUAUUAGCCACGUCGUUAAGGAGCUAUCAUUUUGGCCUCGUCAUCAUCAAGUGCUUAAAAGUGACCUUCUUUUCCUACUGUUGUUGAUGGUAGUCAACCACAUUAUGACAGGUGACUGAUCCAUGAUGUAGGACUGAUCCAUGACAGGUGACUGAUCCAUGACAGGUGACUGAUCCAUGAUGUAGGACUGAUCCAUGAUAUAGGACUGAUCCAUGACAGGUGACUGAUCCAUGAUGUAGGACUGAUCCAUGAUGUAGGACUGAUCCAUGACAGGUGACGGAUCCAUGAGGUAGGACUGAUCCAUGACAGGUGACUGAUCCAUGACAGGUGACUGAUCCAUGACGUAGGACUGAUCCAUGAUGUAAGACUGAUCCAUGACAGGUGACUGAUCCAUGAUGUAGGACUGAUCCAUGAUGUAGGACUGAUCCAUGACAGGUGACUGAUCCAUGAGGUAGGACUGAUCCAUGACAGGUGACUGAUCCAUGACAGGUGACUGAUCCAUGACGUAGGACUGAUCCAUGAUGUAAGACUGAUCCAUGACAGGUGACGGAUCCAUGACGUAUGACUGAUCCAUGACAGGUGACUGAUCCAUGAUGUAGGACUGAUCCAUGACAGGUGACUGAUCCAUGACGUAGAACUGAUCCAUGAUGUAGGACUGAUCCAUGACAUGUGACUGAUCCAUGACGUAGGACUGAUCCAUGACAGGUGACUGAUCCAUGACGUAGAACUGAUCCAUGACGUAGGACUGAUCCAUGAAGUAGGACUGAUCCAUGACAGGUGACUGAUCAAUGAUGUAAGACUGAUCCAUGACAGGUGACUGAUCCAUGACAGGUGACUGAUCCAUGACAGGUGACUGAUCAAUGAUGUAAGACUGAUCCAUGACGUAGGACUGAUCCAUGACGUAGGACUGAUCCAUGACGUAGGACUGAUCCAUGACGUAGGAUUGAUCCAGUUUGAUCAUAUUGUGAGAGCUGGGGGAGUAGUACUUGAGUGUGCUGCCAUGGUGAACACAGGGUGUGUGUUUAUGGUGUGUGUGUGUGACUGUGUAUUUGUGUAUGUGUGUGUGUGUGUGAGUGAGCAUGAGUAUGUAUGUUCAUGGAUUGUUAAUGAGAGAGAGACGUUCCGUAUGCCUGAGUGAACCCCACGCCUCAGAGAGUAGAGAGGGUGUCUGCCAUGUGCUGAGCUUCACAAGGCUGCAUCCAUUUCUCUCUUUCUCACUCUCUCUUUCUCCCCCUUUCCUUGUGUGCUGCAUCAGCUCAUGCCCUGGCCAAACGCCAUAAAGAAAUAUCACUACACUUACCAGUUAAAACGAAACAAACUGUCUAAAGGACCACAUGUGAAGGAGAGGCUGUGGCGUGAUGAAAUAACGACCGCCAUCAUCGCUCAGGAAGGACAGGAGCCUGAUGGAUUGUGGGAAGUCAGUCAUUGCCACACAGUCUUGCCCUUGUCCUUGAGAGAUUCUGACCUGUUAAAGCUAAUUAAUGUUCAGGGGAGUGGGGGGUUAAUCCUAUACACCCUCACAGCAAAUAUUUAAGUGUCUCUGAUACAUGAUGGUAUUGAGCAUGUUAUGCAUUUGAAACAUGUACAAAUGCGGCAUCUCAUGCAUGUUACCCAAAACACGUGUUCUAGAAAUAGAAACAUGGAUCUUGGAAUGGAACAUGUUCAGCUGUUGCACAGACUCAGUGAUAUGACCUGAGAAUAAACAGUGGCGCAAACAAAGACUCUAUUGAGAGGUCGCAAAGCAAGAGGCUGCCCUCGGUAGCAGCACCCACGUAGGUAAUUUUAAGUAUCUGCACAUGUGCGCUGGAGAGUGCCUCCUGCUUCAUGCUUUCUUUGUUUGUGUCUGAAGCCGGGCGUUUGUGGUAACGUCACACUGAUGAAUGGAGGCAGUUUCUGCCUUGAUAAGAUUAUUGGUCAGAGGGCACUAGUAAGGGUAGAGGUUUUUAAUAGGAUAACGUUUUGAGGUGCUAGAACCUGAAAACUACCAAGUUGUUCUUCACAUUAAUAUUUUCUGGAACAAGCACCUGUGACCGACCAAGAGUCUCUUGCUCGCCAAAGGGCUGUUUUACCCACUGAACUCAAGCUUAGAUAUCAGCUCAGGGAGCUAACGCAAGUCUUCAGGUCUCAGGCUGGUUCUGAACCACCUCUCUUACACCCACCCACGACUAGCCUGUAUGUUACAGCGGAAACUGCACUUUAGAAUAGGUAAGGAUAAAAGAGAUACAGUAUAUUGCCUGUCUCAUGCAUUUAUGGAUGUGAUGCUGAUGGUGAUGGCAUGCAUGUGAAAGGUGUGUGGGCCCUCAGAAAGCGCUCCUUCUGCCAACGUAAUGCUCCUAGAGUGCAUAGCGGGGCCCGAUAUGCACAGGGCCACAUUAGUUUUAAUAGAAAUACCAUUUGUCCUGCUACAUUAUUGAUGUCCCUACUGUUCACUAAGAUCGAGUGCCUCUCAAGGACAAUGGGCGUAUUAAGCAUGCCAUUUUCCAGCACCAUCCCUCAACUCUUAUGCUAACACAUUCAAAACGUGAUGAAUAAAACCCAUUUAUAUUUUUUCAAAAUCAAAGCCUCAAUUGGCCGUCAGUGAGUAGUAAAACUGUGGGAAAGAUAAGUUGGAGUGUUUGAGCUCUGGUAAUACUAAUCGUGUCUCGCUUGACAGUAUGUCAUGCUUUGCUUUUGUCUGUAAGGAUUUAAAGGCCUUCUGGAGGUCUUUAGUCAAAGGUCACAUUUUUCACAUGGGUGUCCAUGUUGUUUAGAACUCAGACUAAUGUAUCAGUGGAGUUGUCAUAUUUAGAGCAAGGGAUGUUCUGGGGACUGACUCCCCUCUCCUCCCUUCAUGGCAGAAGGCCAUCUUAGCAGGCCUGUGAUUUGCAUAUCCAAUCCUUCCUUUAACACUUGGUGGAGAGGAUUUAUUUCCAGACGCGGUCGGAGGCCAGGCUGCAAACUGAAAACGUCACGGCUGUGAUGAGAUGUCAGCGGAGGCGUUCGACAGCGUGGCGCCGAAAUGAAGUUGUCAUCUCAUAUUCCGGUGGGCCGUCCGCUUUGCCGCCAGAUUCCUCGAGACCAGGGAUGGGCCGUCCGCCUCGCCGUCAGAUUCCUUGUGACCAGGGGUGGGCAGUCAGCCUCGCCGUCAGAUUCCUCAUGACCAGGGGUGGGCCGUCCACCUCGCCGCCAGAUUCCUCGUGACCAGGGAUGGGCCGUCCACCUCGCCUCCAGAUUCCUCGUGACCAGGGAUGGGCCGUCCACCUCGCCUCCAGAUUCCUCGUGACCAGGGAUGGGCCGUCCACCUCGCCUCCAGAUUCCUCGUGACCAGGGAUGGGCCGUCCACCUCGCCUCCAGAUUCCUCGUGACCAGGGAUGGGCCGUCCACCUCGCCUCCAGAUUCCUCGUGACCAGGGAUGGGCCGUCCACCUCGCCUCCAGAUUCUUUAUGACCAGGGGUGGGCCGUCCACCUCGCCUCCAGAUUCCUCGUGACCAGGGAUGGGCCGUCCACCUCGCCUCCAGAUUCCUCGUGACCAGGGAUGGGCCGUCCACCUCGCCUCCAGAUUCCUUGUGACCAGGGGUGGGCUGUCCACCUCGCCUCCAGAUUCCUCGUGACCAGGGGUGGGCCGUCCACCUCGCCUCCAGAUUCCUCGUGACCAGGGAUGGGCUGUCCACCUCGCCUCCAGAUUCUUCGUGACCAGGGGCCGCCUCACUGUCAGACAACCGCGGGUCGAUUGAAGCAGCAAAACGCCACAGAGUCAAUUCAUUUUCUCUCCCGCUCCAUUCCAAAUAUGGGCCUCCAAAUGCUGGAGGAUGCCAUUUAUUUUCCCCAAUCUUUGUCAAAUGCUAAUUGCACGCCUGGUUAUCCCGGGAAAUGAACUAGGCGACUUUCAACUCGCUGCGCUGAUCAUUUCCAUUGGUUCAAAGACAAGGCUUAAAAGAGGUGCCAAUUAUUUAAUAUAGCCAACCGGAGCUCGGUGGCCAAUUAGACGAGACGCGGCUCAACCUUGGACAUACAGAAAACUGAAAGGCAGUGUGAGAGCUUGAAAUGGACGAUUGAUCAUAGUACGAAACAUUCAGUCCUUCUGCAGUGUGCCAGGGUAAAUGGUGUCUCUGUGAUAAUGGGUUCAUUGAGGGCAGAUGCCUUACUAAUACACAAAUGAUGUGAUCAAUGUAUGAACAGCAAAGCUGUUGUUAAAGUUGGACUUCAGUAUGUGUUUGCCAAUUAUCUUUAAAUAAGAUCUGGGCCCGUAUUCACAAAUCGUCCUAGAUUACUGAUCUAGAAUCAGGUCCCCCUUCUUAUUCAUUAUGACUUAAAAGUCUAAACUGACCCUAGAUCAGCACUCUUACUCUAUGAAUAUGGGCCUAGGUUUAUAAGAAUUCAACAGGAUCAAUGUGGGUGGGAUACUGACAUAACCUGGCCUUCUAUAUUAUAUGUAAUUGACCUGAUAUUGAUUAAUGGCACAAUUCAUGCAAUAUAUACACUACCAGUCAAAAGUUUUAGAACACCCUCUCAUUCAAGGGUUUUUCUUUAUUUUUGCUAUUUUCUACAUUAUAGAAUAAUAGUGAAGACAUCAAAACUAUGAAAUAACACAUAUGGAAUCAUGUAGUAACCAAAAAAGUGUUAAACAAAUCAAAAUAUAUUUUAUAUUUGAGAUUCUUCAAAUAAGCCACCCUUUGCUUUGAUGACAGCUUUGCACACUCUUGGCAUUCUCUCAACCAGCUUCAUGUGGUAGUCACCUGGAAUGCAUUUCAAUUAAGAGGUGUGCCCUCUUAAAAGUUGAUUUGUGGAAUUUCUUUCCUUCUUAAUGUGUUUGAGCCAAUCAGUUACUUUAUGAUAUGAAGGUCAGUCAAUACGGAAAAUUUCAAGUUUCUUUUAAGUGAAGUCGCAAAAACCAUCAAGCGCUAUGAUGAAACUGGCUCUCAUGACGACCGCCACAGGAACGGAAGACCCAGAGUUACCUCUGCUGCAGAGGAUAAGUUCAUUAGAGUUACCAGCCUCAGAAAUUGACGCCCAAAUAAAUGCUUCACGGAGUUCAAGUAACAGACACAUCAACAUCAACUGUUCAGAGGAGACUGUGUGAAUCAGGCCUUCAUGGUCGAAUUGCUGCAAAGAAACCACUACUAAAGGACACCAAUAAUAAGAAGAGACUUGCUUGGGCCAAGAAACACGAGCAAUGGACAUUAGACCGGUGGAAAUGUGUCCUUUGGUCUGGAGUCCAAAUUGGAGAUUUUUGGUUCCAACCGCCUUGUCUUUGUGAGACGCGGUGUGGGUGAACGGAUUAUCUCUGCAUGUGUAUUUCCCACCGUAAAGCAUGGAGGAGGAGGUGUUAUGGUGUGGGGGUGCUUUGCUGGUGACACUGUCUGUGAAUUAUUUAGAAUUCAAGGCAUACUUAACCAGCAUGGCUACCACAGCACUGUACGAUAAGUACAUCCGUCCGUGCCAGGCUGUGACUGACUACAGGACCCGUUGGAGUGGCAUCCAGAGGCACCAUUUACAGAACGCUCUGCCCUUCCCCAAGGCUAGGACAGAGAUACUACGAAUACUGGAUGGGAAAGUGGUGAUCGGUCACGCUCUGUACAAUGACUUCCAGGCCUUGGACUUCACCCACCCAUGUCACAUGAUCAGGGACACAAGUGGUAUGCGUCUGCUCAGGCGACUGGCUGGCUUCCCCACAAAGCGCUGUGUCUCACUCAAGAUCCUGGCCAACAGCCUCCUAAACAGGAAAAUACAGGUUGGAAGGAGGGGCCACAGUUCAGUGGAGGACGCUCUCGCUUCCUUGGACCUGUAUAAACUCGUGGAGGGGGAGUGGGAACAGGAUAUGCAAGAGAGAAUGAGGGACCGAGACACAGGCACUCUCCCAGACCCCGCCACCUCAAACCACUACAUGCAGGACCAGUACUGGCCAGAGGACUUGACCAAUGACAGCCAUUGA